Mesorhabditis spiculigera is the source of this 861-nucleotide messenger RNA. The record is from the annotation of a GenBank genome assembly. Lineage: Eukaryota; Metazoa; Nematoda; Chromadorea; Rhabditida; Rhabditidae.
AUGCCAAAUUUUCUGCCCGCCGCCCAGCCUCAAGCCCUGACGCUGCCCGAACUCCUGGCGAUGCAGCUACAGUACCGCCAACUUUUUGGUGGUGGCCUUUCCAUGAAUCUGCAACAUCUACAAAUGUUACUCCUCAAUGCCAGCCUACAAACCUCAUGCUCCGCACCGCAACCAAUUACACCGGAUUUUGUGAAGAAGGAUGCGGAGGUUGAGAAACCAUCGCAAUUCUCCAUUCACACACUGCUGGAUUUGAAGGAGGACUCGAAAACAGCUGACGGGAGAACCAAGAAACGAGAUCGCUCUACGCACGAGAAAGAAGAGAAACCGGGGCGCUGCGUUUGUGAGCAUUGCGGGAAGAGCUACGCUACGUCAAGCAACCUCUCUCGGCACAAGCAGACCCAUCGAGCCCUCGACAGCCCGUACGCUAAACAGUGCCCACAUUGCGAUCGUGUCUACGUCAGUAUGCCGGCGUUAAGUAUGCACAUCCUCACCCACAAGGCCUCCCACGCCUGCGACGUCUGUGGAAAAGUCUUUUCGAGACUCUGGCUAUUACAAGGUCAUAUGCGAUCUCACACCGGGCUGAAGCCGUUCGGCUGCGCGCACUGCGGAAAAGCGUUUGCAGAUCGAAGCAAUUUGAGGGCGCACAUUUUAACGCAUACAGGCGAUAAACGCUACAACUGCUCCACGUGUGGAAAGCGCUUUGCCCUGCGCAGCUACUUGAAUCGUCACAUGGAGCAGUCGUGCGGGAAGCUGAAGUCGGCCACCGAAUCCCCGGAGCGGGGAGAGGCCGGCGGGACGUCGUCAAGGAGUUCGCAUUGCUCUCCAACACCGCCAAUGUUUUUGGGGAGCUUUUUGGGGCAC